Messenger RNA from Otolemur garnettii (small-eared galago), 1381 nucleotides. It is a transcript of the gene SLC25A17, whose product is annotated as solute carrier family 25 member 17. Gene Ontology annotation, cellular component: peroxisomal membrane. Bases 150 to 1073 code for a protein of 307 amino acids. Gene Ontology annotation, molecular function: ATP transmembrane transporter activity; ADP transmembrane transporter activity; FAD transmembrane transporter activity. The transcript is spliced from 9 exons. Lineage: Eukaryota; Metazoa; Chordata; Mammalia; Primates; Galagidae. Gene Ontology annotation, biological process: transmembrane transport. The record is from RefSeq and is a predicted model, not a curated record.
GCGCCCCGGAAGUGGUUCUUCGCGGGGCGGGGACGAGUCAGAGGUGGGGCUUGCGGCGCUCACGCCCCGGGCUCUGGUGCUGGACUGCUCGCUCCGCCGGCUGCUAGAUCCGCAGCUAGAGUGUGCUGAGUGUUCGCGGAGCCGCGCCCAUGUCCUCCGUGCUGUCCUACGAAAGCCUGGUCCACGCAGUGGCCGGAGCCGUGGGAAGCGUGACAGCAAUGACAGUGUUUUUUCCCUUGGAUACAGCUAGACUUCGUCUUCAGGUUGAUGAGAAAAGAAAGUCCAAAACUACACACAUGGUGCUUCUAGAGAUCAUUAAAGAAGAAGGCCUAUUGGCACCAUAUCGAGGGUGGUUUCCAGUCAUUUCCAGUCUUUGCUGUUCCAAUUUUGUCUAUUUCUACACUUUUAAUAGCCUCAAAGCCGUCUGGGUCAAAGGUCAACGUUCUACUACUGGAAAAGAUCUGGUAGUUGGAUUUGUUGCAGGAGUGGUGAAUGUGUUGCUGACAACUCCACUCUGGGUGGUAAACACCAGGCUGAAGCUGCAAGGAGCAAAAUUUAGGAAUGAAGACAUUGUACCCACCAACUACAAAGGUAUUAUUGAUGCUUUUCACCAGAUCAUUCGAGAUGAAGGAAUCUUGGCUUUAUGGAAUGGGACACUUCCCUCCUUGCUGUUGGUCUUCAAUCCUGCCAUCCAGUUCAUGUUCUAUGAAGGUUUAAAACGGCAGCUUUUAAAGAAACGGACGAAGCUUUCUUCUUUGGAUGUGUUCAUCAUUGGUGCAAUAGCCAAGGCAAUUGCCACCACGGUCACCUAUCCCAUGCAGACAGUACAGUCAAUUCUGAGGUUUGGACGUCACAGGCUAAAUCCAGAAAACAGAACAUUGGGAAGUCUUCGGAAUGUUCUCUAUCUUCUUCACCAGCGAGUAAGGCGCUUUGGAAUAAUGGGACUCUACAAAGGCCUUGAAGCCAAACUGCUGCAGACAGUACUCACUGCUGCUCUCAUGUUCCUUGUUUAUGAGAAACUGACAGCGGCUACCUUCACAAUUAUGGGGCUGAAGAGUGCGGGCAAGCACUGAGACGCCUUCCAGGGAGGAGUGUGGAAGACGCUCGAGAUGGGGAGUUUCCUUCUGAGUGGAGAGAAGCAAUUUUCCUUUUACUCUGGCUCCUUCCACCACAAAUUCUACCCUCAUUGGCGUGGAAGGCAUCCAGGGGUAAACAGGGCGUAUGGCCAGUUGUACCUGUUGCCACCUUAGUUUUUAUGAUGGCUGGUUGGAGUUUGGGGUGAUGGAUGGACUAAGAAAACAUUAUUGAAAACCUAAAAAUGGAAGUAUGAAAGUUUGUGGCAGUUUAUUGGUUUUCUUAGGGGAAUGGACUAUUUUGCUCU